AUGGCCACCGACGGCGGCGAGGGCGCCCCGGAGGCGCCGGCCACGCGCUCUGGCGCCCGCCCGCUGCCGCCGGCCAGGCCCCCGGCACCGGAGUCGGUCGAGGGAUCCCGGCGCAAGGCCUUCAACGCGCGCUUCGCCGCGAUGCGGAAGGACUUCUUCGGGCGCAAGCGCGCGCGGAUGACGUCUGAGAUCGAGGCGGCGCACGUGGCGAUCGCGGCACUGGUGGAGAGGGUGGGAUCGGCGCUGCGGGAGCGGCCCACAGCGCCGCUAAGCGCGUCCGCUCAGUCGGAGCCGGGGGACGACAAGAGGGCCGGCCGGUCGAAGUCGGGG
Messenger RNA from Ostreobium quekettii, 330 nucleotides. NCBI's taxonomy places the organism in Eukaryota, Viridiplantae, Chlorophyta, Ulvophyceae, Bryopsidales, Ostreobiaceae. The record is from the annotation of a GenBank genome assembly.